GUCGAUAUGCUGUCCGAUUAUCACAACUACUUCUUCACGUCACUCGAUGUCCAUACCGUUGACUUAGAGGACUUCCAAUACGGAGGCACUAAUAUAUCGGGCUUUAAUUUAGUGGACGAAACGAGUAAAGAGUAUUUGGAGAUAACCAGAGAGUGGCAGAACUCACCGCCAAGAUAUCCAAACUGGAAGACCGAAUCCAUUGAACAGAUUACAAAAACUGAAGUGGGUUUGGUGUACGACGCGGUGCGGCUGUUUGCCAAAGCCCUGCACGACUUGGAUCAGACUCAGGCCAUUAGUGUGCGGCCCAUCUCUUGCGAGACGGAGGAGCCCUGGCUUUUCGGCAACGCUGUCACCAAUUAUAUGCGAAUGAUCAAGAGUUUCACAUCGAAAUAA
Messenger RNA from Medioppia subpectinata, 393 nucleotides. The record is from the annotation of a GenBank genome assembly. NCBI's taxonomy places the organism in Eukaryota, Metazoa, Arthropoda, Arachnida, Sarcoptiformes, Oppiidae.